AUGCAUCCCCUAGGGAGGUCGUGGCUACUCCUCAGCGGCUUCGUCCUCUUUUACGUCAUCUACCUACUCUUCGGCGGCCUGGUCUUCUCUAGCCUGGAGCGGCCCGUCGAAGAGCAGCUCCGCCGGGAGGUGGACGCUCUGAAGCGGCGUUUCCUCAACCAGAGUUGCGUGACCGCUGCCUCCUUGGACCACUUCGUGAGCCAGGUGCUGGCCGCCAACAGGUACGGCGUGGCGGCAUCCGGGAACGCCUCCAGCGACCCGUCCAACUGGGACUUGACCUCGGCCAUGUUCUUCGCCAACACGCUUGUCACCACUGUGGGUUACGGUCACACAACGCCGCUUUCGACGGCGGGCAAGAUCUUCUCCAUCGUGUACGCUUUGCUGGGCGUUCCUUUCACCAUGCUGGUCCUGACUGCGUGCGUGCAGAGGCUUAUGUAUCCUCUGGUGGCGGCGCCUUUGGGCCAACUCCAGCGCUGCGGCCUGGAAGCCCGCCCGGCAGCCGGCGUGCACUUCUUGUCACUGCUGGCGCUGGUGCUGCUGUGUCUGUUUGCAGCGCCGGCGGCCGUCUUCAGCAUCGUAGAGGACGGCUGGUCCUUCCUGGAUGGGUUCUACUUCUGUUUUAUCUCCCUGUGCACCAUUGGACUCGGGGACUUGGUGCCCGCCGCUAGGCCUCAGCAGGAGUUCAAGCAGGUCUACCAGGUCGCCGUUAUGGUGUACCUGUUCCUGGGCCUGAUGAUGAUGUACCUGCUUCUGCGUGCUUUCCACAAAAUGGCCGACCUGCACGGCCUCACCACUUACCUGCAGCUGCCACGCUGCGAGGUGUCCGACCCCAACGAGGACCGUCGGCCCAUCGUGGAGAACGGCGGCGGACAAAAGCGCCCUUCGUACAACUCCGUGGGUGACCGGUGA
Molecule: messenger RNA, 909 nt
Organism: Nerophis lumbriciformis (worm pipefish)
Lineage: Eukaryota; Metazoa; Chordata; Actinopteri; Syngnathiformes; Syngnathidae
Source: RefSeq, a predicted model, not a curated record